Hyphopichia burtonii NRRL Y-1933 is the source of this 4875-nucleotide messenger RNA. RefSeq names its product protein phosphatase regulator (gene LPI9). Lineage: Eukaryota; Fungi; Ascomycota; Pichiomycetes; Serinales; Debaryomycetaceae. The transcript has a single exon. Gene Ontology annotation, biological process: nucleocytoplasmic transport; activation of GTPase activity. Bases 395 to 4597 code for a protein of 1400 amino acids. Gene Ontology annotation, molecular function: GTPase activator activity; small GTPase binding. The record is from RefSeq and is a predicted model, not a curated record. Gene Ontology annotation, cellular component: nucleus; cytosol; perinuclear region of cytoplasm.
AGAUAAGCAAUUAGCUAAGCAUUGUGAUUAAACACGGAGAUCUAAGUCCAGUUUCAGGGUUGGUCCCAGGGCGAGCAGCGGGUGGUACGGGUGUCCCUUUGGGAAGGCUUGCCCAAUAGUAUCCCGGUGUAAGUAAUACGUUUACAGCAGAAGCCUCCAAGGCCUAAGUCAUUGGACUGAACACCUAUGAAAAAUCAUAAGAUCCUUAUAGAGAUAAGUGAUACCAAGUGCUAAGGGAGGAAUCUACUUAUUAAUUGAUCUUUGCCUUGGUUUGUACAGACAGAUAUUUUUUUUUUGCCCUUUUUUUUAACAUCAUCACCUUAUAAUUUAACAGCUACACGGGAUUGGAACUACCACCACAUCUUUUUAAGUUGUAGAUGAAUCAUCACGAGUUAUGAAUAACACCAACUAUCCAAUUCAUCCAGAAAAGUCCCCCGUUAAAAAAGAUGAUGACGAUUACACAACCGGUGUAUCCAAUGGAGAUGUGGACUGGUUAUUCAGAGGUAAACUGAAGAAGUUGACUAAGAAAAUGAAUGGUCCAAACGUGUCCAUUGAGGAGAAUGCGUCUUCCAAACAAGAAAACCCGGUUGCCGAUGAGUCCAAGGAGAAUAAGCCGGGUCCAGAAGUGAAAGAACGUUUGCCGCUGGAACAAGUUGAUAAACCAAUUAGUAGACCAAUUGAUAAACCAAUUGAUAAACCAAUUGAUAAACCAAUUGAUAAACCAAUUGAUAAACCAAUUGAUAAACCAAUUGAUAGACCAAUUGAUAGACCAAUUGAUAAACCGGUUAAACCAGUCAGAUCAGAACAACCAGUCAGAUCAGAACAACCAGACAAACCGGAAAAACCAGUGGAUAAGCCAAUUGACAAGGUUGAUAAAAAACAAGAUUCAAAAUUUAAGCUAGUAAGAUCAAGGUCGUCUUCAACGUCGUCGGUCAGUUCACAACCAAUCCAGUCUCCUCAACAAACCCGCAGAGGCUCCUUCAGCUUCAUGUCUGCUGCCGCCGGGAACUCUCCUAUAGAUGAAUCGAAUUCGCAAACAACCUCCCCCAGUGUUAGCCGCUCAAAUUCAGCCUCUGGUAAAACAAGAAGUUUAUUCAGCUCUCUUUCUUCCAAAUUUAAAUCCCAACCCCAACUGGAUUUUGAUAAAGAUAAAGAGAAAAAAUUAAACCCAAACUUAUUAGGAAGCGGCAAUGAUUCUUCAAAUCAAGAUGAUUUGGCCACUCUAAUUAAUAAACCUUUGGCAGGAAUUGGUAUUCCAAACCGUAAUAUCAAACGUAAAAACUCUUUAUCAAUUGAUGAAAAUCCUAAUUCUCUAGAUAAAGAUCGGGGGAAAUUUUUGAAAAAAAUAGUAUCCUCAUCACCAAAUUCAUCCCAUUUACUGAAAAAUCCGUCAGCAAAGAAAUCCAAAAAAGACGAUUUGGAAAAUAUAAAACUUCGAAGAGUCACGUUUGCAAUCGAUAAAUUACCAUCGGAUCCUCAACAACAAAUUCCUUCUCGUCGUCCUAAAAAGGGUAAUGUUUUGAUUCCUGAAGAUAUCGUGGCUCCACCUCCAAGAUUAUCCCAAGGUAUUUCCAUUAAUAAUGAAAAACAAACUCCUUCUAAUAAUGAUCAUAAAAUUUCAGAACGAGAAUUAAAUAUGGCUUAUGAAGCUCAAAAAAGAGCUUUAUUAGAAGCGGAUAAACAUGCUCAUGAAGCUCAUUUAUCUGCUAGACGUAUUGCUCAUGAAGUAAGUCAGUAUAAAGUUAAAAAUUCAAUACAAAAAGAUACUGAAGAUGAUACUUCUGGAAUCUUGGAUCAUGAUGUCAAUAAUAUAGAAAUUGAUAAACCAGUUCAUUUACAUGAACAACAUUUUGAUGAUUUGGAAAAUGAUGAUGAUAUCGAUAAAAAUUUGAAAAAUUUAUCUUUGGAAACAAUCUACUCCCGUUGUUGUCACUUAAGAGAAAUCUUACCAAUCCCUGCCACUUUAAAACAAUUGAAAAAUAAAUCAAAACCUUUGGAAGUUUUGAAAUUAUUAAAUCCAAGACCUACUUUAAUUGAUGUUUUGAGUUUUAGUGAUUUCAUUUCAAUUAUUCCAAUUAAUACAGUUAUUUUCGAUAAUGUCACCAUGACCACUGAAAUGUUAAAGCAUUUUUUGGCAUCUUUAGUUAAUUCAUCUAGUUUGGAAAAAUUGAGUUUAAGAAAUGUUGCAAUUAAUGAAUUAGGUUGGAAAUACUUAUGCAAAUUCUUAUAUAAAAAUCAUACGGUUAAAAAAUUAGAUAUAAGUCAACAAAGAAUUAAAUCCGAAACUAAUAAAUCAAUGGUUAGAUCUUCCAUGAAUUGGAAUUUACUCAUUCAAAGUUUAGUUAUGAGAGGUGGUUUAGAAGAAUUGGUCAUAAAUGGUUGUAAAUUAUCAGAUGAAAUUUUUGAAAAAUUAAUAAAUCAUGCUGUUUUACCUUCAACUUACAGAUUGGGAGUUGCUUCUUGUGAAUUAAAUUUGAAAAAAUGUCAAGUCAUUGCAAAUUGGAUAAAAAAUCCUUCCGGUAAGUGUAUGGGGGUUGAUAUUGCCUUUAAUGAUUUAUCUAAUGGUCAAUUAAAACCUUUUAUUGAAACUUUUAAUAAAGGUAAUGAUAAGUUGAUUUUCUUCUCUUUAAACUCAACUAAAUUAUCAAACAUAGAAGAAACAACUGAUUUAAUUAUAUCUUUAUCAAAAGUUACCUCUUUGAGAUUCUUAGAUUUAAGUUCAUUACCUGAUUUAUUUCCUGGUAUAAUUUCAAAAUUGGCUAAAUAUCUACCAUUUUAUCCAAAUUUACGUCGUAUUCAUUUUGAUUUAAAUGAAUUAACUUCUCAAUCCAUUAGUGCAAUUGCUGAAUUCUUACCUAGGUGUAAAGCUUUGGUCCAUGUAUCAUUUUUGGGUAACCGUAAUCUAGGUCAUGGUGCUGCUGCUACUUUAUAUACUGCUGUUAAAUUAUCAAAAAGUAUUUUCACUUUAGAUUUGGACUAUGAUUUAGUUAGUGAUAAAUUAUCACAAAAAAUGGCAUUCUACUUAAUGAGAAAUAUGGAAAGAACAGUUAGACCUCAAAUUGAUUCAAUAGAUGAUAUUAAAGAUGAAGACGAAGAAGAACUCAUGUUCGAUGGUUCAUUAUUAAUGGAAACUGCAGAAAAAUUAUUGGUUGAAGAUGAUAAACACAAUAAUGAUAAACAAGAAGACCUAAAAGUUCAAAAAAUCAUCACCAAUGCUUUGAUUGAACGUACUAGAGCAGUAAGAAAUGAUAUUCAUCGAACUAUUGAUUCCUUAUUCGAAAAAAGAAAUCAUGGUGAGUUAUCAAUUGAUGGAAAAGAAACACUUUUGAGAUUUUGUUUAUUGGAUUCUUCUUUGGAAAAAGUUGUUCAUAUGUAUGAAGAAAAGGCUAAGACUUUUGCCGAAUUUGGUUCAACUCAGCAAAGUCCUGCUCCUUCACAAAGUGGUGUUAAUGAUCAAUUAGUAGAAGAGGAUACAAGACUACAACAAAUGCAACAACAAAAAGAGUUGGAAAUCAAAUUACAACAACAAGAACAACAACAAAGAAUUCAACAGCAACAAAUUUUACAGCAACAACCGAGACAACAAAAUAAAAUUCCUGGAAUUCCUACUAUUCAAUUACCUCACAAUGAUCAUUUACAUGAAAGUUCAAAUGAGUUAAUUACUGCUGGUCCAAUUUUAUCACCUCAUAAUACAAAUAUAGUUGAAUCUUCACAACCAGGCUAUUUUCAAGGUAUCGAACAAACCUUUCAGCCUCAUCAAGUUGUUGUUGAAUCGUCAUCUGAUGGUACUUCAGUACCAAUUGAUAAUUUGACCGGUAGACCAGUUUUGAUGAAAUCUGUCAGUCAAACAUCAUUACAUGCAAAAGAACAAGAAGAAGAAGAAGGUGAAUUUCAUAGAUGGGGGUUUUUCAUUCAACAAAGAAAUAAUCAAGGAAAUGAUAAGGAUAAAAGAACCGAUUCCACCAAUUCAAAUAAAUCAAACUCACCUCUUACAUCCCAGCCUAAAUCACCACCAGAAAAUAAAAGAGAAAUACCAGUGUUGAAUGUGUUACCAUCUGGUUCAGAAUUGAGGGAGGCGAUUAUUGCGGCUAAAGGUAUUGAAUCCGUUACUGAUUUAAUUGAUAAGAUUAAUAAUAGCCGUAUCAGUCUUGAUAAGAUUUAUAAUUUGGAUGAGAUUAAAGAUCAAAUCAAUCAAAUCCGAAAUGAAAAUUUGAAUGAAAAGGAUAAAGAUCAAUUAAACCAUUACCCACAUCACUAUCAUCAAAUGGUAUUGCAAAAACAAUUACAAAAGCAGUUACAACAAGAAUCCAAUGAUUCUAAAAAGGAACCGUCAGCUCAUAGAACUCCCUCACCACCAUCACCUAGAAAAAAUACUGAUAUUCAACAGCAGCAGCAACAACAACAAUCGCCAUCUUUUCUAUCAUCAAUUUCUCUGGCUCUCAGUGGUAAUAAUAGCUCUAAAUCCACAGGAGAUGAAGAAGAUGACAGUGGGUCUAUAGAUUCAAAUGAAGACGAAGGCGGUAAUGUGGAUGCAGUUGUUGAUGAAGCUUAUGAUAAGUUACUUAACGAUGCCCAGAGAGUGAGAUCUAACAAAUAAAAUAUGUAUAUAUUCAAAAUUUUAAUGCUACAAAAAAAUUUUUUUUUAAGACAUACGAAAAAAAUUAUAAUUAAAUAUAUAUAAAAUUAUAAAAAACCAUACAUCAAAAGCAGACAGAAAAAUAAAUUAGAUGAGAAAAACAACUAAUUAAUUUAGUUAUCAGCUUUGAAAGCAGCGAUUUUUUCAGCAACUCUAGCAUCUCUUUCAGCUUUAGAGAGUUUGAAUUGUCUGAAUUUCUUACCGUGAGCUUUGUAUUGUUCUUUGGUGAAUUUCUUUUC